Soboliphyme baturini is the source of this 369-nucleotide messenger RNA. The record is from the annotation of a GenBank genome assembly. NCBI's taxonomy places the organism in Eukaryota, Metazoa, Nematoda, Enoplea, Dioctophymatida, Soboliphymatidae.
AUGACAAGGAUCAUCAUGGCAUCCGAAAAGGCUUUGGUGCGGAAAGUGUUGACGGCGUCAGAGAAAACCGGCGAAGGCGCGAAGAAGACGAAGCGACCAGCAACACGCCAAGCGCUGUCGUACGUGCGGGUUGAAGCGAAUGAAGAUCGUCGACGUCGUGGUGAAUGGACAGCAGCAGAUGCAGUUGGAAUCGCCAAUUCCCCUCGAACGGCGCUGCAAGUCGUCGGCGGAUCGAAGGCCAGUCCCCCAGCGCUGUACUACUCGGUCGCUGAAGAGCAACCCACUUCAAAGGACAACAUGACGUUCGACUCUCAGCUGUGCUACGUCAACGAGGCGGGUGAUCGAAUCAGCAGCCAGACUCUUCGUUAA